Molecule: messenger RNA, 2398 nt
Organism: Nothobranchius furzeri (turquoise killifish)
Lineage: Eukaryota; Metazoa; Chordata; Actinopteri; Cyprinodontiformes; Nothobranchiidae
Product: zinc finger protein GLI4
Biological process (GO): regulation of transcription by RNA polymerase II
Cellular component (GO): transcription regulator complex; chromatin; PcG protein complex
Molecular function (GO): DNA-binding transcription factor activity, RNA polymerase II-specific; RNA polymerase II cis-regulatory region sequence-specific DNA binding
Source: RefSeq, a predicted model, not a curated record
GAACUAGUAAUUACAUGCUGAAAGAAACUGAUGUGUUUACAAAACCUAGAUUUAGAACUAAAAUUAAGGAGUAGAAUAUAUCUGUAAAUUGUGUUAAAUUAUGGAAUAACCUUAAAAGGGAAAUUUAAAAAAACUGUCAUUUAAUAUAUUCAAAAAAUGUACCAAACUGAGUGUACUAAAUCAGCUAAAGCGACUAACUGCUGCUGCUGAAAUCUCACCAGGCUGUGGAAGCUUUCUCCUCCUCCUCGAAAGGGAGAGCUGUUCACCCUCCAGACCGGUAGGUGGCGGUAAUGCACCUCACGUUGUUACCCAUGUGGUAGCAGGCAGCAGCUGCAAACCUUCACCAGGCUGUGGAAACUUUCUUCCCCUCCUCAACAACUUGGUGCGAGUUCUUUCCAGAACCAGAGAAGAUAUUCUGCGGUCUGCCUGACAGUCGGAGCUCCAAAAGCAGCUGUUAGCUAAACACGGCUAAAGAAAACCUGCUCCCACUUCAGGAUCAUCCAUCAGCUGGGACUGAUUCAUCGUGUUUACUUCACCAUCUGGAUCUGGACAGCAUGGAUACAGAUGUUCACCAGAGGGUUAAAGAAGAAGCUCCUGAAGAUCAGAGUGCUGGUGUGGACCAGCAGGACCCAGAAAUGUUCCACAUAAAGGAGGAACAGAAGGAACUCUGGACCAGUCUGGAAGGAGAGCAGCUCCACUUGAAGGAGGAGACUGGUCCUGCCAAGUUUCCAUUCACAUCAGUUUCUAUAAAAAGUGAGGAUGAUGAAGACAAACCUCUGCUCUCACAGCUUUCUUAUCAGCAGCAAAUGGAAGACAGAGAUGUUCCAACCAGCAGUUCAGCUGACCAGACAACAGCAGAAACUGGUAGAGGAGCAGAAUCUAUCAGGAACCCAGUUCUGAACCCUAAUGAACAGAUAUCUGAUUCUUCAGAGACUGAAGUUAGUGGAGAUGAUGUGAAUCUAAACGUUGAGUUAUUAGACUCUGGGCCUAAAGAGGUUCUCCACAAGUGGUCUCUCCAGAGACGUGUGACAGUGACGAGUCAUUCAGCAAUAAGAUCUUCAGAAUGUGUGGUUAAUAAGAAAAAUGUGACGCAACAUGAGGACUCAUGCAGGAAAGUCCAGAAAAAAACAAAAUCGUUUAGUUGUGACUUUUGUGGAAAAAAAUUUAGUCAUAAGAAAAGUUUUAACAAUCACAUGAGAGUCCACACAGGACAGAAACCCUUUGCGUGUGAGCUGUGUGAACAAAGAUUUAGUCAUUGGUCAAAUUUAAACAGUCACACGAGAGUCCACACAGGACAGAAACCUUUUGCGUGUGAGCUCUGUGGAAAAAGCUUUAGUCACAGGUCAAAUUUCAACAGACACAUGAGAGUCCACACAGGACAGAAACCCUUUGCGUGUGAGCUCUGUGAACAAAGAUUUAGUCAUGGGUCAACUUUAAACAAUCACAUGAGAGUCCAUACAGGAGAAAAACCCUUUGCAUGUGAGCUUUGUGAACAAAGAUUUAGGCAUGGGUCAAAUUUAACUAGUCACAUGAGAGUCCACACAGGACAGAAACCCUUUGCAUGUGAGCGCUGUGGAAAAACCUUUAAUCACAGGUCAAAUUUAAACAGACACAUGAGAGUUCACACAGGAGAGAAGCCUUUUGCACAUGAGCUCUCUGACCAAAUAUUUAGUCAUGGGUCAACUUUAAACAAUCACGAGAGUCCACAUGGUACAGAAACAUUUUGCCCGUGAGCUCUGUGGGAAAAGCUUUAAUCAAAAGACAACAUUAAACAGUUAAAUGAGAGUCCACACAGGCCAGAAACCUUUUGCUUGUUGGCUAAGUGGACAAAGAUUUAGCUAUAGUCGCAUGAGAGUCCACGAAGAACACAACAAAUGUAUUUAAAGGCUCUUAAAGUUUUAAUGUAUUUUACUGUCUUAAAUGUUCUUUUUAAUAAUCAUGUUUUAAAGUACCGUAUUUUCCGGACUAUUAAGUCACACUUUUUUUCAUAGUCUGCCUGGUCCUGCGACUUAUAUACCAAAGUGACUUAAAUACCAAAUUAUGUAUACCGCGCUGCUGCGGGCCGGCUUCAGACCAGGAAUGAGCUCCCCUGCCCCGCCAUCACCUGCUGGAGACCGUUGCGCGCUGCUGCGGGCCAGCUCCGGUCCAGGUUUCAGCUCCUCUGCCCCGCUGGGAGAAUUUCAAACACCGUCAUCACCUGCUGCAGCCUGUGGCGGGGUGCUGCAUGACGCUCUCCCCGCCUGCUGGGAGGGUUUGAAACACUGCCAUCCUCUGCUGGAGACCAUGACGCACUGCUGCGCCCUGAUUGUUUAUUCUGUUAUUACCGGUACUUGUCUUGCAAUGUGAAAUGCUUGGUCUCAGAUUUUGUAAGAAAAAUAAUAAAAUUUCCCCCCAAAAU